AUGUCAAAUACUCCACGAUUGAACCUUGGCCAAGCCGUGACCUCUGCUUUGCAACAAGCUCUCGAAGCCUCUCGCAAGGUUGUCUGCUUCGGCGAAGAUGUCGCGUUCGGCGGUGUUUUCAGAUGUACGGUUGGUUUGCAAGAUCAAUUCGGGCCUGAUAGAGUAUUCAAUACUCCGAUUACAGAGCAAGGGAUUGUCGGGACGGCGAUUGGCAUGGCUGCAGAGGGACUCAAACCGGUUGUUGAAAUUCAGUUUGCUGACUAUGUCUUUCCGGCAUUUGACCAGAUUGUCAACGAGGCAGCCAAGUUCAGAUACCGCGAGGGGACAACAGGUGCCAACCUAGGCGGACUUGUUAUACGGAUGCCAUGUGGAGGCGUGGGACAUGGUGCCUUAUACCACACGCAAUCGCCUGAAGCCUUGUUCUGUCACGUUCCAGGCUUCAAGAUUGUCGUUCCUCGAUCCCCAACCCAAGCAAAGGGACUCCUGCUCGCAUCCAUCCUCGAAAGUGAAGACCCCGUGAUCUUUAUGGAACCCAAGAUCUUAUACCGAGCUGCUGUCGAGGAGGUGCCAGAGGAGCGCUAUACCUUGCCCAUCGGAAAGGCUGAAGUAAUCAGACCCGGUUCAGACAUAACGGUAAUCUCAUACGGGCGUCCUCUUUACACCUGCGAAGCGGCAAUCGAGGCUCUGGAAAAGGAAAACCCUGGCGUGAGCAUAGAGCUUAUUGACUUGAGAACAAUCUACCCCUGGGAUCGACCGACAAUCCUCGAGAGUGUGAGAAAGACGGGACGUGCCGUUGUGGUCCAUGAGAGUAUGGUGAACUUUGGAGUUGGUUCUGAAAUUGCGGCAACUAUUCAGGACCAAGCGUUCACGUACUUGAAGGCACCUGUAAAACGUCUGGGUGGUUGGACGACCCAUACCGGACUGGCCUACGAAAAGUAUAUUUUCCCAGACACAGCGAGGGUUUACAAUACCAUGCAAGAAGUAUUAGAAGAUUUCCCAUAG
Molecule: messenger RNA, 1002 nt
Organism: Fusarium poae
Lineage: Eukaryota; Fungi; Ascomycota; Sordariomycetes; Hypocreales; Nectriaceae
Exons: 4
Coding region: 1-1002 (333 amino acids)
Biological process (GO): branched-chain amino acid catabolic process; response to nutrient
Molecular function (GO): catalytic activity
Source: RefSeq, a predicted model, not a curated record